Molecule: messenger RNA, 3895 nt
Organism: Pteropus alecto (black flying fox)
Lineage: Eukaryota; Metazoa; Chordata; Mammalia; Chiroptera; Pteropodidae
Gene: LDLRAD3
Product: low density lipoprotein receptor class A domain containing 3
Exons: 6
Coding region: 225-1157 (310 amino acids)
Biological process (GO): receptor-mediated endocytosis
Cellular component (GO): plasma membrane
Molecular function (GO): protein binding
Source: RefSeq, a predicted model, not a curated record
CAGCAUCGUGAAGAGCAAUGUCCUCCAGUGCUGCUGUCCAGCCCCCGAGCUUGGACCUCGGACCUUGCUCCGGCUACAUGCGGGCAGCUCUGCAAAUCCCCACGACGUUAAUGUCACUCCGACAUAAUUUUCCUCAUGAAACGCAAUGAAGCAUAACUAAAAAAUAGAGCCAGCUGCUCCCUGGGAACAACUUCACCAACGAGUGCAACAUUCCGGGGAACUUCAUGUGCAGCAACGGGCGGUGCAUCCCGGGCGCCUGGCAGUGCGACGGGCUGCCUGACUGCUUCGACAAGAGCGACGAGAAGGAGUGCCCCAAGGCUAAAUCGAAAUGCGGCCCGACGUUCUUCCCCUGUGCCAGCGGCAUCCACUGCAUCAUUGGCCGCUUCCGCUGUAAUGGGUUUGAGGACUGUCCUGAUGGCAGCGAUGAAGAGAACUGUACAGCAAACCCUCUGCUUUGCUCCACUGCCCGUUACCACUGCAAGAACGGCCUCUGCAUUGACAAGAGCUUCAUUUGCGACGGGCAAAAUAACUGUCAGGACAACAGCGACGAGGAAAGCUGCGAAAGUUCUCAAGAACCAGGCAGCGGGCAGGUGUUUGUGACUUCGGAGAACCAGCUCGUGUACUACCCCAGUAUCACCUACGCCAUCAUCGGCAGCUCUGUCAUCUUCGUGCUGGUGGUGGCCCUGCUGGCGCUGGUCUUGCACCACCAGCGGAAGCGGAACAACCUCAUGACGCUGCCGGUGCACCGGCUGCAGCACCCCGUGCUGCUGUCCCGCCUGGUGGUCCUGGACCACCCCCACCACUGCAACGUCACCUACAACGUCAACAAUGGCAUCCAGUACGUGGCCAGCCAGGCUGAGCAGAACGCGUCAGAAGUGGGCUCCCCACCCUCCUACUCAGAGGCCCUGCUGGACCAAAGACCGGCGUGGUACGACCUUCCUCCGCCACCCUACUCUUCCGACACUGAGUCACUGAACCAAGCCGACCUGCCCCCUUACCGAUCCCGGUCUGGGAGUGCCGACAGUGCCAGCUCCCAGGCGGCCAGCAGCCUCCUGAGCGUGGAAGACACCAGCCACAGCCCAAGGCAGCCUGGCCCUCAGGAGGGCACCGCCGAGCGCAGGGACUCCGUGCCCAGCCAGGGCACCGAAGAAGUAUAAAAUCCAGUUAUUCCAAAGUCCAUAUAGGUUAAUCUGCUCUGACUUGUUACCAUCCUAACAACUCAUGCUCAUGGGAAGCUCCUCACGGCACCUCAGGAGUGAUUUGGGGUGUCAGCUGCCUCUCCAUUCCCCUCCUCCCCCAGAUUUCAAGGAUGUUCUUUGGAGGGUGACCUGGCAUUUUUCUGGCCUCUCAGUUGUAUACAUGAUGUAUAUUGUGCAUCUUUUCUGGGAGGUUACUCUUCCGUCAGGGCCCAGGAUCACAGCUUCAUCCUUUACGUCAUUCUUCUGUCCCCGUUGGAGUCUUGCUGAGUAGGCAGCAAGGAAAAAGCAGGAUUUAAGUAGUUCUUGAGAAAGCAUUGUUUCUGUGCCAUGUUGGAUGUUCAGAAGGGCAGAAGACACUGGACCACAUUCUCUGUGGGCUGCCAUGUUAUAGCUCUGUUUGGGGAUUGGGGCUGGAUGGUCCUAUCGGGAGGCUGUCACUGGGUGGCCAUCCUGGAAAGAAGCCAGGCGAGCACUGAAACCUUUCACUACCAUCUUACCCAUUGCUCUCGAUCAGCAGUGGCAGUGGCCAAAGAAAACUUCUGACAUGAGUAACACCCUUCAGUAAUUGGCAAUGUCAUUUUGGUUUUGUAAAUAACCCUACAACCAUCUAUUCUGGAUAGAUUCUGGCUUUAAAAUUUUUCCCAAGAAUCUUUGUUUUAAGAGCUUUCUCUGGCAGCCUACAUUAAUCAGCCUCAUCCCAGCAUAGGUAGGGCGGCCCUGCCAGGAGUUUAUCCGAGUUCUCAGCUCCUGAAACGCAGACUGCCAAGAGCCUAAGGCUGCUUUGGUCUGCAGUCCCUUCCCUGGUUUCUGGAUUGUCAGCCUCCCAGCUGUGACCUGCCUACAGCCAAGGGAUGAGCACCCAACUGGAGUUGCCCUAAUAUCCAGUCUGGCCCUUUGUCCCUGUAAACUACAGCCAGCCUGCCUUACCCAUUCAUGAAGCUUCAACACUAGCCUCCUGAGUUCCCUUAACGCUCAGAAGUCAUUUCACCUGUGCAUUUGGACUUGACACUGUGGUUUCUAACACCUUGAGAGCCAUAUUCAAUACCUCCCACCAGAACUCCCAGCUCCCUGUACUGCACACACUCCCUUUUCCAAGACCCAAAUACCAACACCCUGGUUUAGGAUUAGGGUUAGGGUUAGAGUUAGGGUCAGGCCCCUCCCAAGUUAGAGAAACAUCCCAUAGUUUCUCCCUUGAGAGACAUGGACAAGUAGACAAUUUGGAGUGAAGAUUUGCCAUUCGGACUUUUUUUUUUUUUAAAUCUUAGAAAUGCAUUUGAAACAGUGUGUUUGUUUUUUCCCUUCUAGUUAAGGGACUAUUUAUAUGUGUAUAGGACAGCUGCCUUUUUUGUUGUUGUUUUUCUUUAGUGAGGUCCAAAGAAAGAUGCGAAAGGAGGUCACACCUUUGUCCUGCCGAGUCCUGAUAACAAGUCACUCCAGACUGACCUGUGUGCCAGGCGUUUGUGCAUUGUUGCACUUUGAGUUAUUAUUUAUCAAAUUCUCGAAGGAUGCUGAAGGAGGGACGCCUGUCUCCCUCCACAUAGUCUCUGUGUUUCUGCUAGCUUUCUUCUCUUCUCUGUGCCCUGCCAGCCACAGGGCCCACCCCUUGGGGAAAUAAUGGGUAGAAACAUAGGCCAUUAUUUGGCAAGAAACUGUCAGGGGACAAAACUGGAACCAGGUGGAGCCACUCUGGGCCGCUCUCACCCAUUCAGAACUUUUUUCUGUAGCUGAAGAAACUUUCAGUAGCAUCUUUGAUGCUAAUUCACAUGGAGCCUGCAGAGGGGGGAUGAUGUGGAUUUCAAUGAUCCUUUUCUGUAGACUUUUUUUCUUUUUAAACCAAAUCCAAAGGAUAUUAUGGGAAAGUUAACCACUUGGUGAUUUUUUUUUUUUUUUUUUAAGGAUGCUUUCAUCCUUCAUUUUUAAAAUAACACUUGAGUUAUUUUCUGAGUUAUCCAAUAACGAAUAUUUGAUGGCAGCCAGAGUGUGUUAGGAACUCUGGCUGAAUAUUUCAUCUCCUGUGAGUCAGAAUGGCUUUAUUUCUCCCUCUGAUGGUCCCCUGCUUCUGUGUGGUGCUCUGGAAGUUGUUUAGAGGAAAGGAUUAUAAUUUUAAUUAAUUGUGGUGUGAAUUAAUCUCGCGUACUUUUCUGCUUCCAGGCAUUUUAGGCAAACAAAUGGUGUUAGUAGAUAAGGGGAGCCUAUUAAUGGUUUUUAAAACAAACACAGGGACAUUUUUAUUAUAGAUUUAAUUUUUUUAAUGAAUGUUUUUAAAAAUAUGUAAAUAGGACACCAAAGCUGCAGAUGUUUGGGGUUUUUGUUUUCCCCUACUCAAAAUAGCAAAUAAGUGGCCAGCAAUAUUUUUUAACUCAUUCCAGUCAGGAUAUUUUUUUAUACAUUGUCUAAAUCUAUGCCAACUUGGAAAACCGUCUCUGCUCUCUCUUCUCAAAUGACAUUAGCGAGUCCUUUUGAUUUUAGCAUUAAAAUCGUUUCACUGUGAUGGAUAGCUUAUCACAUGACUCAACCCCCUCUACUUUGAAAUUGACAUUUAAAAAAAAAUGCAACUAAGUGGUUAAUAGUGUGUGAUGUUCAAAGUUGAUGUAAACUGGAAAGAUUAUGUUCAGUUGCUUUUUGUUUUCUGGUUCAUUUUUUUUUUUUUUUAAUUUUAUACUUUCAAAUAAACUUGCAGUUUCCUUUUCUCUAUU